Messenger RNA from Parascedosporium putredinis, 2835 nucleotides. Lineage: Eukaryota; Fungi; Ascomycota; Sordariomycetes; Microascales; Microascaceae. The record is from the annotation of a GenBank genome assembly.
AUGGUGCUAACCUCAAGCUUCAAGGUGGCUCGGGCAACCCUUCCGCCCUCUGGGAUGGGGCCUCACGUCGGCCAGGCCCCAGUGACUGCCAUGAUCUUUGACUCAACCCAAAAUCUCCUGUGGGCCGGUAAUAGCUCUUGUCCAACGCAGAGCCACUAUUCCAUCAUGAAGCGAAGUCGAUAUAUCUGCGCGGCCACCAAAUCCGGCUCGGUCAACCUGCUAGAUCCCACUUCGUUGACGGUGGUGAAGACUUGGCUAGCUCAUUCUGCCAUGAUCAAUAACAUGGACGCCCAGCACGAUUUCAUCAUGUCCUCGACCCCGCCCAUUCCCUUCCCUGCUGGCGCCGCCUUUGUCCGGAUGCAUCCUCGGAUGUCUACAACGAGCAUCGUGAUAUCCCAGCAGGGUCAGAUGCACGUGCUUGACCUUGUAAACCCGAAUACUAGCAAUGUUCGACAGGCCAACGUCCUAAACUUCUUAAGCAUGUUUGAUAUUGCGCCGUCUGGCGAGGCACUAGCCCUCGCCGACGUAGAGGGUAAUAUUCAGCUAUGGGGAUCGCCUUCUAAAAUCCGUUUUGUCGACUACCCCACCCCCACCGUCUUUGCCGACCCAGUCGAGCCUUCGCAGAUUGACUGGAACGUGAAUACUCCUCUCAACUCUAUUGGCAUGCCUUACUACCGGGAAGUUCUCCUCUCCGCAUGGCCAACGACCAUUUCAGAGGUCGGGCUACCGCCGACGAAGUUUGAUCACCAGUUUAUAGACAGUCUGAUGCCCGCAGACUUUGGACUCUACGGACGUAAUUCGAGGGGUCUGCGCCGGAACCAAGUUGAUAAAACGAGAAAAGUGGAAAAGGCGACGGCUUCGGGGAUUCAAGCGCCCAAGUUUUUAAGCGAGAAGGCCCGAGAGUCUGCAAAAGCGGUCUCUGGUGCGGAAUCAGAAGAUCAUGUUGAACACUUGCUCACGAACUUAGCAAAUGCGACAGGCUCAGACGACGCCCCCGCAUGGUAUCGGAAUGUGGAAAUCAAGUAUAGCAAGUUCGGUGUUGAUGAUUUUGACUUUGGUUUUUAUAACAAGACCCCUUACUCCGGCCUCGAGAUACACAUUGCAAACUCGUACGCCAAUCCGUUAUUGCAGUUGUUGCAUUUUACCCCUGCGGUUCGAAACCUCGCGCUACACCAUGCUUCCACUUCAUUUGCACAGCUAGGUCUUGUAGAGGAGGACCCUCACGGCUCCUCUUACGCCACAAUGAUCCAAGGCUUGACUAGGUUUUUACUGGAUAAGAUGGUUCAGGACUUCCGAUCACCCAAAAUAUUAAGCCGCAACCAAAAGUUUACGAGGCCUACAUUUUCUCAGGUACUUAAAACUAGUAUCGAAAGGGAGACGACCUCCAAGGGCUGGUGCUGGAUCCCAGAUGAAAUUGGUGUUAUCGUCGACCAAGGCCAGUUCUUUUGCUACGAAGGCGAAGAUUUGAAGCUGCACCUUCAACGAGGCUUUCACGCGGUCCAGGUGUAUUCUUUGAUCGGGAUCACAGCCAACAUUGUUGAUGCUCAAGGGCAAAAUCCGCACCUCGUCGCCGUUGUAGACGUCCAGCCCGUUUCCAAGGAAGAAGCACUUCGGUUUGCCCUCUGGAAAAUGCCCUGUGUACUGACAUUCCAGCACAAAGACGCGAAUCACAAGAUUGACAAUACAUGGAAAGACAGUCUUGACAUAAGUCUCCUUUACCGGGAGCCUGGACCGAAUGUUCGUGGAAGCGACCUAGCUCGCGUACUCAACCCUGAGUCAGAAAUUCCAGCAGCGGACACAAUCGUUGCCCUUGAUACCGAGUUUGUUGCUGUGAGGCAACCCGAGAUCGAGGUGAACUCGGACGGAGAAAGGGAGACUAUCCGGCCUAUAGUGUACGCACUUGCGCGAGUUUCCGUGGUUCGGGGGCAAGGAGAGGAUGAGGGCCUUCCUUUUAUCGACGAUUACAUCUACGUCAAGGAACCAAUCGUUGACUACCUGACAUCGUACUCGGGGAUCACGUCUGGCGAUUUGGAUCCCAGGCUAUCCAAGAGGAACCUCGUUUCCUUGAAGGUAGCCUACAAGAAGCUAUGGAUCCUGCUCAAUCUCGGAUGCCAAUUCCUCGGCCACGGUCUCAAACAGGACUUCCGCGUCAUAAACAUCCAUAUCCCCAAAACCCAGGUCAUUGACACGAUUGAAAUUUUCUAUCUCAAGUCACGAUUGCGGAAACUGUCGCUUGCCUUUCUUGCCUGGUGUCUCCUUAAGGAGGAUAUCCAGCUCGAAACGCACGACUCUAUCGAGGAUGCUCGUACUGCGCUCAAACUGUACCGCAAGUUCCUUGAAUUCCAAGAUGCCGGUAUUCUCGAGACAAUGCUGCAGGACAUUUAUCGAACCGGCCGCGAGGUCCAGUUCAAGCCUCCGCGCCGCGAUGGGCAAGAAGUGCAACGGAUAGAGACUCCGCCGUUGCCAGUUGAUAGUAAUAGCGCUGCGCCCCCACUAACUCCGUCCAAGAACGCCGCCGGCGGUGGUAAUAUGGCAACAGCCCCUGGGUCAAGCCACGGCGGUGUUGGCGAGAACUCAAUAGGACGAGGUCCAUCCUUUGACUACAAGUACGGGAAAUAUAUCCACCUAGAGGUUUCCCUCCACUACAUGCAGGCGUCCAAGACCCCCGGGGACCUGAGCCUAGGUCCUUUCCUCCUGGUUGAAGAUGGGCUGUGGCGUGAACACAACGUUGAAGGAUCCUGUUGCGCCCUCGCCAUGUUUUCCGCCGCAGAUGUGACGGAUCGCCACAAUGGCUCAGGCACUAGCCGGCGCGUCCUGGAAGCCUCAAAAGGCUAA